Molecule: messenger RNA, 2148 nt
Organism: Closterium sp. NIES-65
Lineage: Eukaryota; Viridiplantae; Streptophyta; Zygnematophyceae; Desmidiales; Closteriaceae
Source: the annotation of a GenBank genome assembly
AUGUCGCACGGGCAGAUGGCCUCUCGUCGCUCCUGGCUGGACGUGCACGAGUUCAACGGUGACUUCCGAGGAGGCCCGGCUCGCUUUAGAGUCACAUCUGUCAUUGGCCAUGUGCUCAGCAUUGACUUCCCUCCCAGCUACCAGAGCUGGGAUGCCACAGACCCAGCAUCACUUUUCACUGCCCCCACCGUUAAGACGGAGUCCAACCCCAAGGCGCAUGUGUGCAAGCACCUACAAACGGAGGCCAAGGGGUGUGAUGCACUCGUGCUGUGGCUCGACUGCGAUAGGGAGGGCGAGAACAUCUGCUUCGAAGUGAUGGCGCACACACAGCCCAGCAUGAGGUCACCUCAGAACGUCUUCCGAGCAAAAUUCUCAGCGAUAGGCGAGAAGGACAUUCGGCAGGCGAUGGCUCGACUGGGGGCGCCCAACGAGGCAGAAGCCAAGGCGGUGGAUGCGAGGCAGGAGAUCGACUUGAAAGUGGGGGUGGCGUUCACACGGUUCCAAACACGCUUCUUCCAAGGGAAAUACGGCAACCUCGACUCGUCGCUCAUCUCGUACGGCCCUUGCCAGACGCCCACGCUCGGCUUCUGUGUGGCCCGCCAUCAGCGCAUCACGUCGUUUGUCUCGGAGCCCUUCUGGGCGGUGCGUCCAAUCGUGGUGCGCGAUGGCCGCCAGCUGGCGCUGCAGUGGGCUCGUGGGCGGCUGUUCGACAAGGAGGUUGCAGAGUUCUUUCAAAGGGAUGUAGCGGCAGGCGGUGCUGCGGUUGUGAAGAGUGUUGCAAUGAAGGAGGAGAGGAAGGGGCGACCUACAGGGCUGAACACGGUGGAGAUGCUGAAAGCUGCUUCCAGUGGGCUGGGCAUGGGGCCGCACCACGCCAUGCAGAUCGCUGAGAGACUUUACACUCAGGGUUACAUUAGUUACCCUCGCACGGAGUCAACAGCCUAUCCCUCCUCCUUUGACUACAAAGAAGCCCUUUCAAUACAGUCACGUCACCCCAUAUGGGGGGAGUAUGUCCAAUCUCUCCUCCAGCUCGGGCCCUCGCCGCCCAGGGCGGGAAAAGACGAGGGAGACCACCCGCCCAUCACGCCCAUGCGCGCUGCAGAUGAGGGGGAGCUGGGCGGCGGGGAUGCAUGGCGGCUGUAUGACCUUGUAACGAGACACUUUAUAGGGAGCUUCAGCCCUGACUGCAGGAUUGCAAGGACACGUGUCACCUUCUCAGUGGCUGGGGAGCACUUCUCAGCAUCGGGACGAAAGCUGCUAUCCGCGGGAUUCACUGCAGUCAUGCCGUGGCUGGCGGUGGGGGACGAGGGCCUCCCAGCCUUCGUGCAGGGGGAGAGCGUUGCGCUGAGUGCAGUGGAGCUCUAUGAGGGCCGCACAUCCCCCCCUGACUAUCUAACCGAAAGUGAGCUGAUUGGGCUGAUGGAGCGACACGGCAUCGGCACAGAUGCUUCCAUCCCCGUGCACAUCAACAACAUCUGUGAACGGAACUAUGCUCAGGUAGCACCCGGUCGUAAGAUUGUUCCAACCACCCUCGGCACCACGCUUGUGCGCGGGUACCAGCAGAUCGAUCCGGACCUUUGCUUGCCGGACAUCCGACGGUUCAUAGAGCAGCAGAUCACGCUGAUCGCGCAGGGCAAGGCGGACCAUGGCAGGGUGGUGACUCUCGUGCUGCAGCAGUUCUUUGAGAAGUUCAAAUACUUUGUCAGCCAGAUCGCUCGCAUGGACUCUCUCUUUGAAGCCCAUUUCUCCCCUCUCGCUGCCUCGGGCAAGCCCAUGGGUCGCUGCGGCAAGUGCGGGCGGUUCAUGCGCUUCGUGUCGCUGAAACCAACACGGCUGUUCUGCCCCACGUGUGAAGACAUCUUCAACCUGCCUCAGAAUGGCGCCAUCAAGCUCUACAAGGAGCUCACCUGCCCGCUCGACAACUAUGAGCUGGUUCUUUACUCUCUGCCCGGACCAGAAGGGAAAACGUUCCCUCUCUGCCCGUACUGCUACAACCAUCCUCCCUUUGAAGACCUGGGAAAGCCAAUCACUCCCGCUGCCAGCACCACUGCCUCCUCCUCCAAACCUGCUGCCGUGUCUUCUACCGGACCUACCUCCCAAGCCUCCUCCAGGACAGGCUCGUCAGUCUUCUCUGGCAUGUGCUCCUAG